UCAUUUUAACUAAUUGCGUUUAAGUAGUAAACCUUUUUAAAAAUGAUCGCACGCAACUGUAAUUUUUUGUCAUUAUAUCUCAUACUAACAGUCAACAUUAUGAUGAUUGGAUCAACAAGCAAAAUUUCGCCGUCAUAUUCUGUUAACAAAACAUUUUCUCUUUCAUUCGUUAAUACAGUGAAUAACUUGGACACUUACAACGAGAGAGAAAUAAAAUUUAGUGAUAGAGAACUUACAAUUCUGACAACUCCCGUUCAGAUUACCAACGAUACCAGAGUUCGCAAUAUGGUGUUUGAUAAAUUUGACAAGAAAAUCGAAGACAUUAAAUGUACUUGCUCUUCAAUCGUGAAAACGAAACUAGUGUACUUGACCAAUAUUCUGGACGGGUUGCGAAGUGGAGGAGCUAUAGAAGUCGCAAUGAAUAAAUUAACCGAAUUAAAAGAAGAAGCGGGUCUUAUGGUCUUGAUGUUUCAAAGAGGCCAAGUCAAAGCGGGUAAAUGGUUUUGGAGUUAUUUUCUCAAACUCGUGGCAAUCAUUGAAUACGAGAGCAACAAAAAUGUCUUUGGGAAAACUCCUUUCGGAGAAGAGGAAUUACAAAGUGAUAUUACAAAUUUCUUAAAAUACUGCAAAAAUAAUAAAUACCUUCCCAAUAAUAGAACAGAGUCUGAUUUGGCUUCAAAAAAUUCCAAUGUCGCAUAUAACAUUUUUCAAAAACUUCGCACAUCUGUAACUAUUGCUGUAGAUUAUGAUUACAUCAUGCAAUUCAUAUCGAUCGACUAUUUGUAUCUAAAAUCAUUAUGGGAUGAAGACGAAUUACUGUUUAGGAAAAUUACAGGCUCAGCCAUAGAAUGGAGGCCAACAAUAAGACGUCACGCAGUCGAAGUGAAUAAAACCAAGGAAUACAUUAAAAACCGCCAAUGGAUAUUACGACCUUUCGGACAUUUAAGUUAUCACAAGUUGAUUAAACAAAUUAUCAGUGUGAGGAUGUACACCUUUAUGUGGGUAAUGUUGGUAAUAUUUAACAAAGAAAUGCCUAAAAUGAAUCUCUUCCAAUUAAAACUUUUGUAUGAAGAGGCAUUGGACACAAUUGAUAUGGUACACAGGUUUAUGCACUAUACUGAAACAAUUUAUUCUGAUGUAGUAGCAGAGUUUCGUAGUGCAAUAAAUGAGCACCAAAACAACUUUGAUAGCAUUAUACCUAGAAUAUCGGUAAGAGUCAAAGAAAUUUUAGUUGAGUUAAAUGGAUGUACUUCAAAUGGGUGCGAUUGGAUCAGUGUUGACAUAAACGAGUUUACCUAUGCUAUGAUACUGCAAUAUCUUCAAGAAUUUAAGGAUAGCUUUAAUCUUCUAAAAGAAAAAUUAACGAAUUUAAACUAUGAGCUUGCGUUAAGUAUUCUUGUCGAAGGAAAUUGAUGUUUUUCGGAAUUGCGACAAAACCAUUUAUCUAGCUUUACACUUAUGAAUGUUAUACCUCUCGCUUACUUCAUUCCAUACUUGUGCUACAGUAUGCCUGUCAAAUUCGGUAAUUUUUUCAUUUCUUAUAAAUCCUCAAAAUCUUUUUUGCUUUUUUUUUUUUUUAGUUAUUUUAUUUUUACGAUAUGUCCGUGAUAUGUCGUUUUAACUAUUAAACAUAAUGGUAAUUUUUUUGUUUUAAAUGUAUAUAUUGGUUAUAAGGAAUUGAUGUAGUUAAGGGAAAUGGCCAAAUAACGUUUCUCAAUAAAGAUAUUUUGUGUUGAGGUACAAAUAGUUUUACAAUUUACUGAUUAUAAUAAAUGAUGAUAAUUGAAGAACAACUAUGGAAAAUAAGUUUGAGUUUUUGGUUAAUUAAAAAUAUAAUAGUUACAAGCAUAGUAAUGGUGUAAUUAUGUAGUAAUUAUGUUACAGUUAAUUUUA
Molecule: messenger RNA, 1893 nt
Organism: Adelges cooleyi (spruce gall adelgid)
Lineage: Eukaryota; Metazoa; Arthropoda; Insecta; Hemiptera; Adelgidae
Exons: 2
Coding region: 43-1413 (456 amino acids)
Source: RefSeq, a predicted model, not a curated record